Puntigrus tetrazona (Sumatra barb) is the source of this 2488-nucleotide messenger RNA. It is a transcript of the gene phospho2, whose product is annotated as phosphatase, orphan 2. Lineage: Eukaryota; Metazoa; Chordata; Actinopteri; Cypriniformes; Cyprinidae. The coding region runs from base 643 to 1368 and encodes 241 amino acids. The record is from RefSeq and is a predicted model, not a curated record. Gene Ontology annotation, molecular function: phosphatase activity. The transcript has 2 exons.
AUUUUUAUUAUUCAUUGUUUGUUACCCUCAUAAUCUUACUGUUUACAGUCCAUAUAGAUGGAGUGAUAGAGAUUUCUAUCCGUGUGCAAACCUUUGAUAUGUCAACAAACCUAGCUGUAUCUAAUGUUCAGAUUAAUUUUCUGGAAGUGUAUUCAAAAUUAGCGCAUAUUAAACAAUUUCCAUACAUAAAAAAUAUUUCGGAAAGCGUAAUACAAAGCGAAUGUAUAAAUAAAGAUUAAGCCGCUAAGGCACCACGUGAUGCAUGCUUUUAUUAAUUAUUAUUCAAGCUUUAUUAUUAUUAAUUAUUAUUUCAAGCUAUUCAGUGUGCGUUAUUUUAAAGCUUUAUGUCUCAACUAUUCUAAAAUAUUCACUUGCACUGCAUUGCAAUACUAUUUCGUUUUCAUUCAGAAUGCAUCGAUUAACUUUUUUGAAUGAAACAGAAAGCAAGAGCGACCCACGUUCGACGCUGCUGACCAAUCGGUCGCAAGGCGUUUGAGUGACGUGAGCGGCAGCCAAUCAAAGGCGGAGCGUCGCUUGCUGGGCGGUGACUAAUCAUGCUUUUUGUUAAAGGCAAGGCAAGUGUCGGUCUCAGAAUCGCUAACGAAAUCGAAAAAUUCACAUUGGCUGCCGCUUCAGCGCAGAAUGAAGACCUUAGUGGUAUUCGACUUUGAUCACACCAUAGUGGAUGACAACAGCGACACAUGGGUGAUCCGCUCCACUCCCGAGCAGACGUUGCCGGACUGGCUGAAGAAGUCCUACCAGAAAGGCCUCUGGACCGAGUAUAUGGGUCGAGUCUUGACCUACAUCGGAGAGCAGUCUGUCCAGCCGGAACACAUGCGCGAGGUCAUGGAGAGCAUCCCGUUCACCGACGGCAUGCCCGAGCUCCUGACCUUCAUAUCCGAGAAUAAGAAGGACAUCGACUGCAUCAUCAUCUCCGAUUCCAACAGCGUCUUCAUAGACUGGGUUUUACGUGCGUCGGGGUUCAAGUCCGCUAUAGAUGACGUCUUCACCAACCCCGCCAGCAUCGACGCGCGCGGCUACGUGAGCUUGCGAUGCUUUCACGCGCAUGACUGUCAGCAGUGUCCCGUGAACCUGUGCAAGAGGAGGGUGCUGCGGGAUUUCAGAGAGAAGCAGGCUAAGGCUGGCGUGCGUUAUGAGAGGAUUUGCUAUGUAGGAGAUGGAGGAAAUGACUUUUGCCCCGUGCUGGAAUUGAAAGAAGGGGAUAUUGCGAUGCCUAGGAAAGGAUUCACCCUAGAGAAGAUGUUGUGCAAAGCCAUUUCCGAGGGUUCAGAAGCACUGCCUGCGAAAAUCAUGCCCUGGACUAGUGGCAAUGAAAUCCUCAGGGAGUUAAGAGCUCUGAUUGAGUAAUAUAGUAUUAUAGGCAAUAUUGUGACAAACUACAGACUCACUGAACUAAUAGAAUAUCACACGUUUAUUCUGCACUAAAUGCAUCAUGUGCGUCCUAUUAUAGCCCAUUCCCCCUUUAAUCUACUUCAUAAACUAAUUUGAGCAGGGUUUAAUAUCCGUCGGGAUGAAGUUUAUGUUUUGGUUUCAGUGCACAUUCUAAAAUGUAAUUUUAAUAGUUUUGCAUAUCGACGAUAAUUUUAAAUCUAUUUUAGAUUUAACUCAUAGCAUAAGCUCACUAUAUAGCAAAUGAUUUAACAGUUUGAGGUGCUUAAUAUUUAAUCCACGGAGGUAGCUGCAGAACAUUUAAAUGAACAAAUGUAAAUGUUUUAACAUUUAAUAUUUAUUCUAAAAUCUGCAUGAUGAAAAUAUCUAUAAAUACUAUGCCAUGUUGUAAGAAGUUAUUAUCAUCAUCAUUGUUUUUAUUAUUAUUAUUAUUAUUAUUAAACCCUAAUCUGCAUGCUAGUACAAUAAUUGCUAUAUAUAUAUAUAUAUAUAUAUAUAUAUAUAUAUAUAUAUAUAUAUAUAUAUAUAUAUAUAUAUAUAUAUAUAUAUAUAUAUAUAUAUAUAUAUAUUAGUGAACCCCAAAAGUCUGAGACCACAAUUUAGGGUUAUAUUAUUAGUUUUUAAUUUUAUAUGUGGUGUCAGACUUUUGGACCCCAGUGUAUGUUUCAGUAAUCUUUCAAAAGCCAGCACAGUCAUAGUAACUCAUGCUGAGUCCUGAUAACAGAAGUUUGGGGUCAGACGUGUCUCUCUUGACUUUAGAUAAACAGUGUUGUGAAUGUUUGUUCCUGAAUGAGCUUGAAAUUUAGAUGUGUAUCUUAAACGCAGCCUGAUUCUUGAUUCGGAGUGUUGUAUUCAAAGCGGAAAUUAAUAAAGAACAGGGACUCUAGUAUUGACUUAUAAAUAAACAGAAUGUUUGCAUGUCGGAAAGUCUGUACACUAUGACCUGAGCAUUGCCAUAUUCUCCACUGAGACGUUGUUCCUGUUAUUAUUUACAAUAAAUCCUGUGUCCUUUGUACUUAAGACACAGGCCAUGCACUGUUUAGUGUCUGAUUAUAAAUUAAUAAAUUACCCAGCCUAA